Molecule: messenger RNA, 813 nt
Organism: Penaeus indicus
Lineage: Eukaryota; Metazoa; Arthropoda; Malacostraca; Decapoda; Penaeidae
Gene: ClpP
Product: ATP-dependent Clp protease proteolytic subunit, mitochondrial-like
Exons: 4
Biological process (GO): protein quality control for misfolded or incompletely synthesized proteins
Cellular component (GO): endopeptidase Clp complex
Molecular function (GO): ATPase binding; serine-type endopeptidase activity; ATP-dependent peptidase activity
Source: RefSeq, a predicted model, not a curated record
UAAUGUGUUUGCUUACAGAUUGAUGACAACAUUGCAAGCUUGGUUAUUGCCCAGCUUUUGUUCUUGCAGUCAGAGAACACCAAGAAGCCAAUUCAUAUGUACAUUAAUAGUCCUGGAGGUGUUGUGACGUCCGGCCUUGCAAUCUAUGACACAAUGCAGUAUGUGCAGCCUCCUAUAGCCACAUGGUGUGUGGGUCAGGCCUGCUCCAUGGCAUCUCUCCUGCUAGCAGCUGGAAGUCCUGGCAUGAGACACUCUCUACCUCAUUCUCGAAUUAUGGUUCACCAGCCUCAUGGUGGUGCACAAGGACAGGCAACAGACAUUCAAAUCCAAGCAGAAGAAAUUCUUCGACUGAAGGAAAGAUUAAAUAAUCUUUAUGUCAAGCAUACUGGCUUGCCUAUAGAAAAGAUUGCACCGAUGAUGGAGCGAGACAAGUUCAUGGGAGCGGAGGAGGCCAAGGAGAUGGGCUUGGUUGAUGAGGUUCUUACCAGUCCGCCCAAAGUAGGAGACAAAAGUACUCAAACUUCUGAGUAAUUUUUUCCUUUUCAAAAUGUCUUUAUGUUGGGACACUAUCAGGUGUGUAUAUAUGGUUUUGAUCUCCCCUAGUAUCAUUGUUUUGUAUGUGUCUGUUCCAAACAGAGAUUUAAAAGCAUGGAAAGGGUAGGGAUUUCUAUCAUAUUGCUAAAGCACAUUUCAGUAGCUUAAUAAUUUUCAGUGCUGGGUUGCUAGAUGAUAAAGAGAUUUGGCAGAACAACUGCAGUGUAUUGCCUCUUUGUUGUAAAUACUUUUUGUAUCAAUAAAGAUUUUGCAAAAUUG